This is a messenger RNA of Geodia barretti, 765 nucleotides long. The record is from the annotation of a GenBank genome assembly. NCBI's taxonomy places the organism in Eukaryota, Metazoa, Porifera, Demospongiae, Tetractinellida, Geodiidae.
AUGUACACGAUUGAUUUGAGCGGCCAGGUCGCCCUGGUGACGGGUUCGUCCCGGGGCAUCGGCGCGGUGAUUGCUUCCAGGCUCGCAGCAGCCGGCGCAUCCGUCGCCAUCAACUACCGGAGCAACGCCGCCGCCGCCGAUGCCGUGAUCGAUGAGAUUCGCGCUGCCGGCGGUGAGGCCCUUCGCGUCCCCGGUGACGUUUCCGAUGAAAACGCCGCCGAGGCCGUCGUGAAAACCACCGCCGAUCGUUUGGGCCGCCUCGACAUCCUGGUGAACAACGCCGGCGUCAAUCGCGAUCGGCUGAUGUUGCGCAUGACCGCCGCCGAUUGGGACGAGGUCAUCACGGUGAAUCUUCGCGGCACGUUCCUGGCCACGCGUUUCGCCAUCCCGCUCAUGCUUCGCCAACGGUACGGGCGUAUCGUAAACAUCUCCUCAGUCGUGGGGCUCACCGGCAACCCGGGGCAGGCCAACUACGCCGCUUCCAAAGCCGGACAAAUCGGAUUUACGAAAGCCAUGGCGCGUGAAGUGGCCAGCCGCAGCAUUACGGUGAACGCGGUCGCGCCGGGUUUCAUCGAAGUCGGAGAGGAGGGCGGCAUGACCGCCGGCAUGACGGAUGACCAGCGCGGCCAGGUGCUUUCCCGUAUCCCGGCCGGUCACUUCGGAACCGCCGAGGAUGUCGCCUCUGCCGUUCUUUACCUGACCAGCGCCGGCGCGAGCUACGUCAACGGCCAGACGCUGACCAUCGACGGCGGACUGACCGCCUGA